AGAUUGGAGGAUCAUAUGUUUCCACAGGAGUAUUUUUUGCGAUGGGGUUUGGCAUUGGUAUGUUCCUUUUGCUUCUGGUUCUUGCAGCAAUUUUUGCAACAAAAAGACUCAAGAUUCGUAGGGCUACAAAAUUGAGGGAGUAUUUCUUCAAGCAAAACCAUGGGUUGCUUCUUCGACAACUAGUAGAUAAAGACAUUGCCGAAAAGAUGAUCUUUAGCUUGGAAGAGCUUGAGAAAGCAACCAAUAUGUUCGAUGAGGCUCGAAUCCUGGGCGGCGGAGGGCAUGGCACUGUCUACAAAGGCAUAUUGUCAAACCAGCAUGUUGUCGCCAUUAAGAAGUCAAUAGUUGUAAUUCAAAAGGAGAUUGAUGAGUGCAUAAAUGAAGUCGCAAUCCUUUCUCAAAUCAACCACAGAAACGUAGUGAAGCUUUUUGGAUGUUGCCUCGAGACAGAAGUGCCACUGCUGGUCUAUGAGUUCAUUCCAAAUGGAACUCUUUAUGCCCACCUUCAUGUGGAAACCUGUCAUAAAUCACUACCAUGGAAAGAUCGGCUACGAAUUGCCUUUGAAGUUGCUUGUUCUCUGGCCUAUCUUCACUCAGCCGCUUCGACAUCGGUGGUGCACAGGGACAUCAAGACAUCCAACAUAUUACUAGAUGACCGAUUAACAGCAAAAGUGUCAGAUUUUGGUGCAUCAAGAGGCAUCGCAAUCGAUCAAUCUGGAGUGACAACUGGUGUACAAGGAACCCACGGAUAUAUGGAUCCUGAGUAUUACCACACACGACGAUUGACUGACAAAAGUGAUGUGUACAGCUACGGCGUUAUGCUUGUUGAACUACUGACGAGAAAGAAACCAAGUAUGUACUUGUCGUCUGAAGGUGUCAGUUUAGUGGCACAUUUUGUCACGUUACUGAAUCAAGAUAAGCUCAGUGAGAUACUUGAUGAGCAGAUCAUGGAAGAAGGAGAAGACGAGCCCAAACAAGUGGCCGCCAUAGCAGCAAUGUGUUUGAGGAUGAAGAGAGAAGACAGGCCGACGAUGCGGUAUGUGGAGAUGAGGCUUCAAGGACUGCAAGAUUCAGACAUUUACAUUUCAGGGAUGGAACAGCAGCUGGAUGACCUGAAUGGCCAAACAUUUCAAGGAGGCGAUGCCAGAGUUGGCGACAACUAUAGAAGUAGGCAGUACAGUAUGGAGGAAGAAGUCAUGUUAUCAGCGAGCCUGCAAAGAUGAUCAAGGCAUCAUAUCCACAUUCCAGUGUCAAACUGUUUCUCUAGUAUUUUGUUUGCCCUAUUACUUUGCUUCUCUAGUACAGAGUGUCAUGUUUAAAUAUUUGAAAUUUUCGUAAUACCUUCCAAGUACAGCAGUUCUUCAGAAGCAACCUACAAGUGCCUUUCUUCA
Panicum virgatum (switchgrass) is the source of this 1391-nucleotide messenger RNA. Its product is annotated as wall-associated receptor kinase 3-like. The record is from RefSeq and is a predicted model, not a curated record. Gene Ontology annotation, molecular function: ATP binding; protein serine/threonine kinase activity. The transcript has a single exon. Bases 42 to 1223 code for a protein of 393 amino acids. Gene Ontology annotation, biological process: cell surface receptor signaling pathway; protein phosphorylation. Gene Ontology annotation, cellular component: plasma membrane. NCBI's taxonomy places the organism in Eukaryota, Viridiplantae, Streptophyta, Magnoliopsida, Poales, Poaceae.